AUAAAUGGAUUUAAUGAACUUUUUAUAAUUUGGAAAAAUAUUUUCAGCUUUCCAUUCCGGAUCUUCGUUUCUGUGUGACACCGCAAGAUUGCAUUCUCGUUCCGCUUUGGCACCGGCGAUUUCAAGUUUAGUUUGCAAGCGACCACCGACCCGAAAGGAGGAACCACCCUCAUCCGUUCGGAAAUUCGCGAGUGUUUAAGAAAUUUCGUCCACUGGGAAUAACAACAGUUAGCCUCCUGAUGAUGAGUUGGCGAAAUUGAAUGACUCUUCGAAAAACAAAAAGAAUGAGGUUUUAACUGGCGAUAAGCGGUCGUGAAAGAACGGCCAUUCGUACGCAGAUGACUGCAUGAAAAGCGAAACAGCUAGUGUGUACGGCGCGUGUGCAUUGUGCAUGAAGUGAUACGUUUAAGAGAAAGGGACGGAGGAUCCAGGAUCCAUGGAUGAAGAAGUAGAUUUCCAGACGCUGUACAAUUGCACCAGUUUAGUUUUAGGCCCUGAUACGAUAGCCGGUUUCAACAGGUCGGAACUAUUGAACGCUGUCGGCAUUGCGGCCACUAAGAACAGCAGCGCUAGAAGCACAUUAAGAAAAUGCCUUUUGACGGAACCUUUGACGUCUUACAUACCCUGGUGGCAGAAACUUCUCUGGAUCGUACUCUUCUCAUCCAUGGUCAUCGUCGCGACCACUGGCAAUGCUAUCGUUAUGUGGAUUGUCUUAGCUCAUCGAAGAAUGAGAACCGUCACCAACUACUUCCUCGUGAACCUCAGCGUCUCAGAUCUGCUAAUGAGCCUCUUCAAUUGCAUAUUCAACUUCACAUUCAUGCUGGAUUCACACUGGCCAUUCGGCGCAGUUUACUGCACCUUCAACAACUUCGUCGCCAACGUCAGCGUGGCAGCAUCGGUGUUCACUCUUGUCGCCAUCUCCUUGGACAGAUACAUGGCAAUUGUUCGACCCCUGAAGCACAGGAUCUCAAGAAGGAAAGCUGGUUUUGCCCUCGCAGUCAUUUGGCUCGCCAGUUGCCUUCUCGCACUCCCUUGUCUUCUUUACUCAACAACGAUGCAGAUGUACCAAAACGGACAGAUAAAAACCGUUUGUUAUUUAAGAUGGCCCGACGGACACUACCCAAAAUCGAUGUCGGAACAUGUAUACAACCUGGUUUUUCUGGCGGUGACAUAUCUUGGACCAGUUAUCGCGAUGGCUAUCUGCUACACCUUGAUGGGACGAGAGCUUUGGGGAUCCAAAUCUAUCGGGGAGCAAACUCAGCGGCAACUCGAUAAUAUCAGAUCGAAGAGAAAGGUUGUGCGAAUGUUCAUAACCGUUAUAUCCAUUUUCACGAUAUGCUGGCUGCCUUAUCAUGGAUACUUCAUUUAUGUCUACCACAACAAAUCAAUUGCUAUGAGCAGUUACGUUCAUCACAUAUAUUUAUUUUUUUAUUGGCUCGCCAUGUCCAACUCGAUGGUGAAUCCUAUCAUUUACUACUGGAUGAACCACAGGUUUAGAGUGUACUUCCGGCAGAUAAUUUGUUGCUGCUGCUGCAUGAGGCACAGUGAGAAUACAGAAUUGCAAUCGAUCACGAACAAACGCCAGCCGAGAUCUGAGCUGAUUUUGCGGUCCAAAUCCUGUAAGCUACAGGGGCCAUGCACGGAGGUCGAUCUCAGUUGUGGUGGAAUCAGUGGAGAUCUGUCGGGGGAAUCGUCAUCAACAGUCCAUGUUGAAACGAUCCGCGUCCGAGUUGAUAAACAGUCAAGACAGAAAAAUAAACAAUUCGUCGACUCCAGGUAUGAUUAACUCGAUGUUAUAGCGUCUGGCCUACUUUGACGCUACAAAAAUAUUCCCCUACGAUGAGAAAAUGGCGCAGCCGGACGUUUUACCCUUUCGUGCAAUAUUCCAAAACUAUUGUACUAGCAGUAGUAAUAAUUUAAGUUUUAAAAAAGACAAUAAGGAUUUAUUUUUUAAUGUAUCGUAUUAAAACAAAAACAUAA
Messenger RNA from Cimex lectularius (bed bug), 1980 nucleotides. Its product is annotated as tachykinin-like peptides receptor 86C. Gene Ontology annotation, molecular function: tachykinin receptor activity. Gene Ontology annotation, biological process: G protein-coupled receptor signaling pathway. The record is from RefSeq and is a predicted model, not a curated record. Gene Ontology annotation, cellular component: plasma membrane. The transcript has 10 exons. NCBI's taxonomy places the organism in Eukaryota, Metazoa, Arthropoda, Insecta, Hemiptera, Cimicidae. Bases 437 to 1786 code for a protein of 449 amino acids.